GUACUGACUACUGACAACUGAAAGCUUACUCCAACAAAAUCCCUACUUCUUCUUUUUCCCCAAUUUAAUUUUCCCUCCAAAAAUAUUAUUAUUAACCCGCGAAAGAUUUCUCUAUCCCCGAACCCUAACCGAUUUCCUUUCUGAUGAAUUGAGAGAUGGCUCGGCUUGGAGACGAUUCAGAGAAAACCCAGCCGGUUCAAUCCGAAUCCGACACUGAUUUCAGUGAUGCCGAGACUGUGGAUUUCGAUGCUGAGCUUCCGACUCAUGAAUUACCUGGCGAUGAAUUGAAUGAUGAUGAUAUUGAAUUGGAAUAUGAUGGGCUGCAGUAUUUCCAAGAUACUGUGCCCGUGGAUGAUAAUGCCUUCCCGUAUGAGGAUGCAUUUGACACACAAAAGUUGGAUCUUGAUGGCGAGACCCAAGUGAUGGAUGUUUGCGAUGGUACACAAGAAGUGAAUCUUUACGGUGAUACUCAAGUGGUAGAUGAUUGUGAUGGUGAAAUUCUCCUCCUGGGUGAAGAUGGUGAGGAAAUCCAUGAAACUGAGGUCUUGGGUGGGACUCAGGAGCUAUCUGAUGAUGACUCAAAGAGAAAUGGUGGUGCAAAUCCCGAAGUACUAUUGGGUUCGCUAAGCAAUGAAGGGCAUAGCUCAGGGUCUACCAUUCGAGGCUUCACUUCAAUUCGUGUGGCAUCUCUCAGACAAUCUGGGUUGGCUGCUCGCCAAAAUGGAAUGCUUUGUCGCAGAGACUCAACCAAGGCUGGGAACGAUGCCAAUCAGAAAAAUGAUCCAGAGCAGAAUGAUCCACAAGUCAAGGAAUUUGGGAAUGCAUACAAGUUGGGUGGAUCGGCAGUCAGAAAGCUCUUUAAGGAUGAUGUGGCUCCUGAGUGCCGGCAAGGAAAUGAUGCCACAGAGACUAUUGAUGGGACUGGAGGUGAUUCCCUGUUUGCAUUCCGACAGGAAGCCGGCUUAAGUUAUAUAAGUUCACAAGAACCUGGAGACCUAUCUCAAGCCGAUGCAUUGGACUUCGUCGACAAAUUUCUUAAACUUAAUGCCAUUGAGAGUAGUGAAGAAGUCACUCGGACAAAAACAUUUGGAGAAAAAUCAAAACCUGUCUCUGUUGCAAAAGGAACUAAAAGUUUGGCAAAAAAAGCAUCUGCUAACAAUGUUGAAAGAGAAAGUAAAAUUUUUAAGUGGGAUGAUGAUGUCGAAGAUGAAGGUGGGGGAGAGUUUUUCCAAAAGAAAAAGGAUUUGUUCUUUGAUAGUGGUGCUCGGAGGAGGAGAACUGUUGCCCAAUGUAGGAAACGACCCUGUCUUGACUCAAAACAUAGCUUGACAUCACAACCAAUUGGGGAGAAGAAGAUAAUAUGCUGCAAUGGAAAGCUUAAAGAUGCUAGCUUUUCUGAUUCAAAGCUGUUGUCGAAAAACAGCAGAGCAACUAUUGAAGUGCUAGAGCCAAAAGAGCCUAGCUUUAAGAGGAACCUUCUCAAUGAGUUGAAUGAAGAGAUGGAUACUACUGGGGAUAGGCUAGUCGAUGUUGGUACUGGAGAAGGUUUGCCAAAUAAUCAGGACGUGGGUAUUGAUACCCAAAUGGCUGCUGAUGCUAUGGAAACCCUGCACUUCGCAGAGCAUAUCGGAAAUGUGAGGAACAUUUCUGAAAGAAAUAAAGUGGAUGAGUUUCAAAGUUUAGACAGAAGCUCUAAGAAGAAAAGAGCUCGUCCUUCUAAUGUGAAUGUUGUGACUAGACGAUCAAAAAGAGGAAAAGGAACAGAUGAAUCAAGUAGAGGAUCACCUCUGUCAUCAUUGAACCAAUCUAAGCAUGGAAGUAAGCAAUCAGGUGCAGAGCUUUCUAACCGAGAACCAAGGGGCAAUUGUGAAAAAUUGAGUCCUGUACCCCAGUUUGUCAGGCAAACAAAGAAAGACGGCAUUCCAGUUUCAUGUGACCAGAGCGGUGAGACUCAUGCAACUAUAUCAUCUCGUAAGAAGUCCUUGAGGGCAAAUUCUUUGCAGGAGGAACUUGGUAGUUUUACGCCUGUUUCUCACCGAACUAGGGGUUCAAUUAAAGUAAGCCGGUCAAAAGUUGAAAACAGCCAAAGCAGUUCUAUUGUGGGCUCUGAGGUUGGUGGACUUGUUCAACCAGAUACAUUUUCUCGAGGGAAAAGGACCCAAUCAAAAUUGUCAGUGGCCAAUGCUGAGAAGAAUUCUAGUUCCAAAAGGUCGAAAAUUGAUUCAACGAGCUAUUCUGUGGAUCUAGUUCAAUGCCAGAAGGAACAGCCAUCUGAAUGCGGAGAUGGAAAGAUCGUUGAAAAAACUGUUGAUAAUGGCAAGUCUCUUGAUGUGAAUGGUUCUCGUAUUAACGGCAGUAUGGUUAAAGGACGGAGAUCCAGACACUCUGGUGCAAAGAGAGAUGUGGCUAAUACGAUAUCUGCUGAUGUUGGGAAAGUGAGUUUGAGUGAAAAAGCAUCCCCAACCAAGAGAUUGAAACAGUCUGCUUCAGCUAAUACUACUCCUACUGGUUCUAGGACACCAAGAAGUAAUGCAUCACCAAUCUGUAUGGGUGACGAAUAUCAUAAACAAUCAUGCAGGAAGAAUCUAUUAAGGUCAUCUCUCAUGAAAGAACUCGAUAGCAUAAAAACUACAGAUUGUCAUGAAUUUACUGGCGCAAUGAAACACUCCCGGAAACGGAGGGACAUUACUAAUGUACGAGCACUGUUCAGCCGCCACCUGGAUCCAGAUGUAAUGACUCAUCAGAAGAAGAUUUUGGCUAAGCUUGGAGCUUCUGUAGCAUCAUCAAUGUCAGAUGCCACUCAUUUUAUAACAGAUGCAUUUGUCCGUACGAGGAAUAUGUUAGAAGCUAUUGCUUAUGGAAAGCCUGUUGUGACACAAUUAUGGCUAGAAAGUUGUGGACAAGCUAAUUGCUUCAUUGAUGAAAAAAAUCACAUCUUGAGGGAUGCAAAAAAAGAAAGGGAGUUUGGCUUUAGUAUGCCAGUUUCAUUGGCUCGGGCCCAACAGCACCCCCUGUUGCAGGGACGGAGAGUUUUCAUGACCCCGAACACAAAGCCUGGUAAAGAAAUUUUAGCGGGCUUAGUCAAGGCUGUUCAUGGUUUGGCCGUGGAGAGACUUGGAAGAUCUGCACUGAAAGAUGAAAAACUGCCCGAUGACAUUCUGAUUCUUUCUUGUGAAGAAGACUAUGGAAUUUGUGUGCCGUUCCUUGAAAAAGGUGCAGCGGUCUACAGUUCCGAACUAUUACUGAAUGGAAUCGUUACGCAGAGACUGGAAUAUGAAAGGUUGGUAGUUGUUUUCUUCAUUGGAUCAUCUAACGGACGUUUCAUUAUUGAACCACUUGAAAUUUGAGCCUGAUUUUGUUCAUAUCUAAGUUGAAGAUUAUUUCCAGUUUCUAUUUGUAGAGAAGGAAAUGUGGAACCUGCUGUUGUUAUACCUCUUCUUCUGCAUAGUCUUGUGCUAUUCACUGUUGUCCUGAAUCUCCUGAUGGAACAUGUCCUUGUUCUGCAACUUUUAGCUUAGCAUUAGUAUUUGUAGAUAACAUUUUCUCCUGUUGGAACAAUUUUGCAGGCAUAGGCUGUUUAUGGAGAAUAUCAAGAAAACUCGUUCAACAUUAUGGUUGAAGAAAAAUGGUCAGCAGUAUACCCCUGUUUGUAGAAGUCGAUAAGGAGUUCUCCAUUUGUGUUGUUGCCCUUGUUAAAUACUAGCACAAUUUUCUUUUGUUGUAAAGAAACACCCCGUCCUUUUUCUAUAUGUAUAUAAAAGAUCUGUGUGCAUCACCAUUUGCACAAUCAAUUUGAGAAUGGAUUUUCCACUGACCAGUUUCUCUUGAAGAAUGAUUGAGCAUGGAAAAUAAAGUAGUACAAGGGAACAAAUCUACACAUGUAUUUUACAGAUGCAUUACCAAAUUUUGGUGAUUCAAAAAAGAAAAAGAAUCUUUUGGGAGUCUAAUACAUCCAGUUAUCCAGGAAGAACAAAAUUUACAUACAUUCCUGGAGUAUGCUUUGCUUAUGCUCCAACUACAUACAAUUGGAAUAAGUUCGUGAAUUUGGUCACACCAAUUGUGGUUGUGGUUGUGGUGGUGGCUGCGGCGGGUUUGAACUUUGGGUUAGUACUUCAGCUCUCCAUGAAAAGUAUCUCAUAUAAAGAGAGUUAAGACCCAUAGCCAGUCCAAAGGCUAAAACAGAAGAAAGUAAGAUAGAAUAGACUGCCGACAAGCGCACCUACAGAAGAGGAGGAAGUGUCAAGGAAACCUUGAAAAGGGCAGCUUCAGAUAUAGAAAAUUUUGCAAUCAAUCAAGUAAAAAAUGACGGGGAAGAAAAAUCCAACUUACUAAGGAAUAGAAAAAGUGAAGGAUAAUGGCGAGAAGGGCAAACUCGAGAGCAGCAUAUGUCCAUAUAUAUUCUCUGAUAGCUGCAUGGAAAUGAGGCAAUGCGUUAAAAAAAAAAAUUAAAAAAAAAAUGAGGCAAUGCAUUAGAUACAUUGUAUUCUUGUUAAAGAUGGACAGCAUCCCAGGAUGUCCUGACCUAGUAUCACAGCAAAUAUAGAUGACAAAAGGCCCAAUGUAAAAGAAAAAGGUGCUGCAAUUACAAGCGCCCGAGUUUUCAUGUCAUGAAUCUGCAGAAAAGGCAAAUGAUGUCAGGAUUAGUACUAGUUGUCAUAAAGAGGAAUGCGCUAUUUUUCUUGUUUCAUUGUGUUCACAACCUGUGCCUGUGGCACUAGUUGCAUUUCAGGGUUUCAGUGUUUCGGCGCAUGUAUACAGGUCUAAUACCAAACCUCUGCAAUCCCCAACCAAACUUUUAAGAUAACAGAAAGCAGCAAAAGGCAUAAUAAUGACAGUUUAAUUAUCUCAUACUAGGUUACAUUCAUGUACCCCCUUUUGUCCCAUAAAAACAUUCCACAUUGUAAAUUAUACUAAAAACUAUUUUUGUGGGACAGAGGGAGUAUAGAAAUGGAUUACUUACCAGCAAUUGCUCAAGGAAGAAGAAAUAGCAAAUUGUGCUAAUCAAGACAAGUACAACAAAAUCCUGCCAAGCACUGCAUUAUAUAAAAGUUGAUUUAGAUCAACGUAACAGACCAAUAGAAAUGAUGGCGAGAAAUAAAAAAUCUCAAGAGUAAAAAAUCAAAUCCAGAGAAAACUAGGGAGUGUAACUUUAGAAAUCAAGUACACGAAGUAAAUAUUCGGGGACUACGACAAUAUGCACCUUCACACAGAACAAUAAACCUCUGAUUACCUUAUAGCCUGUGCAUUUGAACUAUUAUGGCCAUCCAUCCUGUAAUUUCUCUGAGCAUCAGUUGGCAAGCGAAGCAAAGUUACAGGCAAAUUCUUUACUUCCAGUCCACAGACGUCACAGUUUUUACUUCCUUUCAUGCUAAACCAUUUGACCGCACACUCUUCAUGAAUAAGUCUCAGAGCACCUUUGCAGCUGCACUCCAUUUUGAGUGUAUUUCCUUCUUCACAUGGAUCAAAGCAGAUUCUGCAUAUUGCUUCCUCUUCAGGAAUCUCUUCAUCAUCAUCAACUGGGGCUGGAGUUAUUUGGUC
Messenger RNA from Oldenlandia corymbosa var. corymbosa, 5538 nucleotides. Lineage: Eukaryota; Viridiplantae; Streptophyta; Magnoliopsida; Gentianales; Rubiaceae. The record is from the annotation of a GenBank genome assembly.